Molecule: messenger RNA, 1900 nt
Organism: Oncorhynchus gorbuscha (pink salmon)
Lineage: Eukaryota; Metazoa; Chordata; Actinopteri; Salmoniformes; Salmonidae
Product: CCN family member 1-like
Exons: 5
Coding region: 244-1389 (381 amino acids)
Biological process (GO): signal transduction
Cellular component (GO): extracellular region
Molecular function (GO): protein binding
Source: RefSeq, a predicted model, not a curated record
GAAGCUAACCCUAGCUGAGCUGAGCUGACACUGUAGGAGAGCAAAGAAACACCAAACUAGUGUAGCUUUUAGUGCGCUCGCACAGAACCAUGGAUCGGUUCAGAUGAAUGAAUAGGUAAACUGACAGAUCAACAGACUUCUGGACUCACGUGCAGGCUCUGGACAGUAUAUCGUCACAGGCACCAGGUUUCUAUUCUCCAUCUAACGACCUCUGAUUGAAAUUUUGGGAAGUACGCUUUCAGGAUGUUUUCUCUGGUUAGUUUGAGAAGGACUGUUUCUACCCUGUUCGUUCUCCUCUCCAGUGCUGCUGUCAUGGUGGAGAGUGACUGUCCUGCCCAGUGCUCUUGUGGCCCAUCACCCCCAAUGUGCCCAGUGGGCGUUAGCUGGGUGACAGACGCCUGUGGCUGCUGUAAGGUGUGUGCCAGGCAGUUCAACCAGGACUGCAGCCCCAGCCAGCCCUGUGACCACAUCAAGGGCCUGCACUGCCACCUGGGGGCUGGGGGAAACCCAGAGAGAGGCCUGUGCCGAGCGGAGGCCAAGGGCCAGUCCUGCGAGUUCAGCGGGCGUGUCUACCAGCAUGGAGAGGACUUCCAGCCCAGCUGCCAGCACCAGUGCAGCUGCAUGGAUGGGGUGGUGGGCUGCAUGCCACUCUGCCCCCACCAGGUGUCCCUGCCCGACUGGCGCUGCUCCCAGCCAAGGCUGGCACGGCCCUUGGGCCGCUGCUGUGCGGAGUGGGUCUGUGACGACAACAACCACAUCAGUGAGGACCCAGAGGAACCUCCACAGGUAGCCUUGCCCAACCCACAACCCCUCCCAAACCACAUCAACAACCAGCUCCAGGAACAGCCACGCUAUCAGGCCAGCACUGGAGUCACCUUUAGAGAGGUGGUGCCCCUCCCCAGGUCCCAGGUGUUGCUAAGCGCCAAAUGCUUCCCGCAGACCACUGAUUGGACGGAAUGUUCCACUACCUGUGGGAUGGGCAUCUCCAGUCGGGUGACCAAUAACAACGCAGACUGCCAGCUUGUCAGAGAGACACGACUGUGUCAAGUCCGCCAAUGUGACCUGCGACUUACCCCAGCAAUCAAGAGGGGAAAGAAGUGCCAGCGUUCAGUGCGCCCUCAGGAGCCAAUCAGCAUCAACUUUGCUGGCUGCUACACAGCAAGGCACUAUCGACCUCGCAGCUGCGGCUCCUGUGUGGAUAGUCGAUGCUGCACCCCUUCACUGACCCGCACCGUCCGCCUGCGCUUCCACUGUCCCGACGGAGAGGGCUUCACACGCAACGUCAUGUGGAUCCAGCGCUGCAGCUGCAAGAAGAGCUGUCACAUUCACGGCUCCCCCUCAAGGCCCUCUGUCAGCUUACACAAUGACAUCCACACCUUCAGGCACUGAGUCAGGAUUAGGAGGAUGCCCAACCCCAGCCUCGACACACUGGAUAGGGCUAGGGCAUGCUGGUCUCUACCCAUCUUCCAUAUGCCCUCUGCCCACGGAUAGCCCUGCCUUUCAGCCCCUUCCUGGACAUCAGUGUGGCUGGCAGCCUCUACCCGCCUGCACCAGCACAAGACUAUGGGAAUGACAGCUAGGUGGCCGCUCCCCCCAUCCAGGCAGAACUAUUGCUUGCACUUUAAGCUUCCUGACACAUUGCCCCCAGUUAUCCAACAUGAGAGAUGGGUAGCUAUUUGGUGCAACUCUCUGCGGCUAGGUCCAGUUCCCUUCCCUGCUGAUGACCCAGCCACAGAACUGUUCCGGUGGAGGAAGGGACAGCACUGAGCACAACAGACUAUAGAUGUCGUCAUGUUGGACUUAUGGGUGAAAUAUGUAAAUGAAUCCUCUGCUUUUCACCCUUUUUAAAAUAUUAAUUAUGUUUUAUUUGUUAACAUUGUCAAGUCCCUCUAUAUAACCA